This is a messenger RNA of Spirodela intermedia, 1194 nucleotides long. The record is from the annotation of a GenBank genome assembly. NCBI's taxonomy places the organism in Eukaryota, Viridiplantae, Streptophyta, Magnoliopsida, Alismatales, Araceae.
AUGAUUGGCGUGUCGAACCUGGACUUGUUGGCCUUUUCCCAACACCAAUCUAAUGUCGACACAUGGGUCAAGAACAGCAUCCUCCCAUAUUACCCUGCGACCAAGAUUACGUACAUUACUGUGGGAUCUGAAGUCACCGAAAGCCCUGGUAAUGUCUCUGCAAUGGUUGUCCCUGCAAUGGUUAAUGUUCAAGCAGCUCUGAAGAAGGUGGGUCUUCACAGUAGAAUCAAAGUAUCAAGUACUCAUUCACUUAGAAUAUUAUAUCGGUCUUUUCCACCAUCAGCUGGAGCGUUCAACAGCAAAUAUGCCUACUUCUUAAAGCCUAUGCUGGAUUUUCUUGUGGAGAACGAAUCGCCAUUCAUGGUGGAUAUAUACCCAUAUUAUGCAUAUCGAGAUUCCCUGUCCAAUGUCUCUCUUGACUAUGCUUUAUUCCGUCCAUCUUCUUCUGAAGUAAUCGACCCCAACACUGGUUUGGUAUACACAAAUAUGUUUGAUGCGCAGCUUGACUCUCUGUAUUUUGCACUGAUGGGACUCAACUACAAGACGCUGAAGAUCAUGGUUACUGAAUCAGGGUGGCCUAGUAAAGGUUCUGUGAAGGAGACUGUUGCUACCCCCGAUAAUGCCCAGACUUAUAACACCAAUUUGAUCCGGCAUGUUAUUAAUAACACGGGGACUCCUGCAAAGCCCGGUGAGGAGACUGAUGUUUACAUAUUUUCGUUGUUCAAUGAAAACAGGAAACCCGGAUUGGAAUCUGAAAGAAACUGGGGCCUCUUUUUCCCUGACCAGACUAGUGUAUACAGUCUUGAUUUAACGGGUAGAGGGAAUGUUGAUAUAAUUACUGGUGCAAAUAUUACUAGUUCAAACGGAACGUGGUGCAUUGCAUCCAGUACUGCUAAGGAAUCGGACCUGCAGAGUGCCUUGGAUUGGGCUUGUGGCUCUGGGAACGUUGACUGUUCUGCUAUUCAGCCGAGCCAGCCGUGCUUUCAACCAGAUACUUUGGUCUCCCAUGCAUCAUAUGCAUUCAACAGCUAUUUCCAGCAGAAUGGAGCGACAGAUGUGGUCUGUAGUUUUGGAGGCUCAGGCCUGAAAACCACCAAGAACCCUAGUAAGUAUGCUUUUCAUUUCCAUCUUUUAUUAGUUACUCGCUAUUCAAAUGGUGCGCUCUUUCCAGAGAAAAAACAGUACCUUCCCUAG